Molecule: messenger RNA, 1143 nt
Organism: Knipowitschia caucasica
Lineage: Eukaryota; Metazoa; Chordata; Actinopteri; Gobiiformes; Gobiidae
Source: the annotation of a GenBank genome assembly
AUGGCAAAGAACUGCCAUAACGAUUACAAAAUGAAGUUCUCUCUGGACGAUGAGUUCCCAGAUCUGUCCCUGCACAAUAACCACAUGGCUAAGGUGCUGACCAAGGACAUCUAUGGCAAGCUGAGAGGCAAGUCCACCCCCAGUGGCUUCACCGUGGAUGAUGUCAUCCAGACUGGAGUGGAUAACCCAGGUCACCCCUUCAUCAUGACUGUGGGUUGUGUCGCUGGUGAUGAGGAGUCCUACGAGGUUUUCAAGGAGCUGCUGGACCCCAUCAUCUCUGACCGUCAUGGUGGAUACAAACCCACCGACAAGCACAAGACUGACCUCAACUUCGAGAACCUGAAGGGCGGUGAUGACUUGGACCCUAACUAUGUGCUGUCCAGCCGCGUGCGUACCGGCCGCAGCAUCAAGGGCUUCACCCUGCCCCCCCACAACAGCCGUGGAGAGCGCAGAGCCAUCGAGAAGCUGUCCAUUGAGGCUCUGGCCAGCCUGGAGGGAGAGUUCAAAGGAAAGUACUACCCCCUGAACGGCAUGUCUGAUGCCGAGCAGGAGCAGCUGAUCAAUGACCACUUCUUGUUCGACAAGCCUGUGUCCCCCCUGCUGACCUGUGCUGGCAUGGCCCGCGACUGGCCCGAUGGCAGAGGCAUCUGGCACAACGACAACAAGACCUUCUUGGUGUGGGUGAAUGAGGAGGAUCACCUGAGGGUCAUCUCCAUGCAGAAAGCCGGCAACAUGAAGGAGGUGUUCAAGCGAUUCUGCGUGGGCCUGCAGAAGAUUGAGGAGAUCUUCAAGAAGCACAACCACGGCUUCAUGUGGAACGAGCAUCUGGGCUACAUCCUGACCUGCCCCUCCAACCUGGGCACUGGCCUGCGCGGUGGAGUGCACGUCAAGCUGCCCAAGCUCAGCACACAUGCAAAGUUUGAGGAGAUCCUGACCAGACUGCGCCUGCAGAAGCGUGGCACAGGUGGUGUGGACACUGCCUCCGUGGGUGGUGUGUUUGACAUCUCCAAUGCUGACCGUCUGGGCUCCUCUGAGGUGGACCAGGUACAGCUGGUGGUGGAUGGAGUGAAGCUUAUGGUGGAGAUGGAGAAGAAGCUGGAGAAGGGAGAGGCCAUUGAUGGCAUGAUCCCCGCUCAGAAGUAA